Epinephelus moara (kelp grouper) is the source of this 3271-nucleotide messenger RNA. RefSeq names its product atrial natriuretic peptide-converting enzyme-like. Lineage: Eukaryota; Metazoa; Chordata; Actinopteri; Perciformes; Serranidae. Bases 150 to 2093 code for a protein of 647 amino acids. Gene Ontology annotation, biological process: canonical Wnt signaling pathway; non-canonical Wnt signaling pathway. The record is from RefSeq and is a predicted model, not a curated record. Gene Ontology annotation, cellular component: plasma membrane. The transcript has 11 exons. Gene Ontology annotation, molecular function: Wnt receptor activity; Wnt-protein binding.
AGCAGUGGUCCUAAAUCAGUGCCUUGUUUGUAGAGACUCCAUUCGUGGACUCGUACUCCACCUCCUGAGCAGAGCAGCAGAGACACACUCAUCUCCAACCUCCAGAAGCUUUGUUAGACAGCACAGGACGGUUGAGAUCACAGAGAGCCAUGAAGCAUUUGGUGUUGGUGGUUCUGGGUUUGCUGUUGUCUCCUCAGCGAGCACACAGCAAGUUACCUUGCAAGCCACUAACAUCCAGCUUUUGUCAAGGUUUGGGAUACACCACCACCCCAUAUCCAACUGGAGCUGUAGGCUACAACCUGCAGCAGACGGGUCAGAUGAUAGAGACGGCUUGUUCUCCAAACGUCGCCGCACUCCUGUGUCGUGUUGUUGUGCCCGAAUGCGGCUCGGACGAAAACAGCCAGCUGAGGCCUUGCCGAGCGCUCUGUGAGAAGGUCAAGACAGACUGUGAGCCUGCCUUCAGAGCGAAGAGGUUAACCUGGCCGACAAAGCUCCGAUGUGACACUUUAUCACAGACUAACUGUGUGCAGGGCCAAGGCCCCGCUGUACGUCCAACACCCGCUGGAGUAUGUCAGCCAAUCACUAUCGCUCUCUGCCAAGACCUGACGUACACUGACACCAUCAUGCCCAACACGCUGGGCCACAGAAAUCAGGAGGAAGCAGCACUGGAAGUACAUCAGUUUUUCCCGCUUGUAAAAGUGGAAUGCUCCCGUCACCUGAAGACUUUCUUGUGCUCCGUCUACACUCCCAAGUGUGUUUCAGGCAAAGCUCGUUCUCCCUGCAGAACGCUCUGCGAGCAGGCGAGGUCCGGCUGUGAAUCACUGAUGAACAAGUUUGGCUUCCAGUGGCCAGAAUCCCUCAGGUGUGAAGCAUUUACGACAGAGUCCUGUGAAGGCACUGAAGACAUGACUCAAAUAUCCUCUGCGGCAUGUCAGACAAUCACUGUCCCUCUAUGCCAAGACCUGCCGUACACUCAGACCGUCAUGCCCAACAUGCUGGGCCACACAACUCAGGAGGAUGCAGCCCUGGUAGUGCAGACGUUUCUACCGCUCAUACAAGUGGGGUGCUCCCCUCAUAUGAAGACUUUACUGUGCUCCGUCUACACUCCUGAGUGUGUGUCAGGAACACCUCGACCCCCCUGCAAAUCACUCUGCGAGCAUGCACGCUCCGGCUGUGAGCCAGUGUUACAAAGGUUUGGCUUCCCGUGGCCAGAAGCCCUCAAGUGUGAAACAUUUACCACAGAGUCCUGUGAACACUAUGGAGUGGGCAGCAGCGGGGGCGUCUGCGAGCCGAUCACUAUACCAAUGUGCCAGGGCCUGUCCUACAACCAGACCAUCACUCCAAAUCUACUGGGCCACACGAGUCAGAGAGAGGCGGUGAUGAAGAUGUCCUUUUUCAACUCGAUGGUGCAGACUAUGUGCUCGGUGGACAUACGGCUGUUUGUGUGUAUGGUGUACGCCCCCGCGUGUGUGGCAGGGGAGGUGAAGCGGCCCUGCAGGUCUUUCUGUGAGAGGGCCAAACGGGGCUGUGAGGGUCUGAUGACCAGCUUUGGUGUUUCCUGGCCAGAAGAGCUGCAGUGCAACUCAUUCCCAGAGGAAGCGUGUAUAUCAGAAGACAGCAGGCCUGAUAUGCUGACUGCUGAAGGUGUUCUUGCUAAGCUGAAUGCUGGUGGCUACUCUGUUCACGGCAAAACCUUAAGUCUGAAGACAGCCCACCUGCUGUUGACUCUCAUGGACGCAGAUAAGACUGGCGACCUGAAUGUGGUGGAGCUCUUCAAUCUGGAGCACUACGUUGCUGCUACCAGGAGGGAGUAUCUGGAGAGCUACGAGAAGCGGACCCCACCCUCCGUCACUCAAUACCAAAUGAAAAGGGCUCUGUCCGCCCGAGAGUUUGAGUUAGAAGAUGAAACCUUCAAUGUUCUGUGGCGCGAGCACCACUCCGAAGGUGGCAUCGACUACGAUGACUUUGUGGCCUUCCUGACAAAACUUCAGAUCCUCAGAGAUCGUUUCCAGGCUCAUAUGAUGCGUUUGCCGUGUGACUGCAUAGUGGCCAGUUUCUCUUUCAAGCAGUUCAUGAAAUCAGCCAUAAUGUGAGGAUCAAACAGGAACUGAGCUGAAUGGACCACAGGAGGAAUGCUUGUAGCAUCGUAGCUGUGUAGAGCUGUAGAGACCAUGUGUGUGGUUAUGAAUCCUUUUAUCGUCAUUAUCAAAUCUUCAUGCUUUAAGUAUAGAAACUUUAAAGGGACAUGUGUCUGAGUUAUUAGUAAUGUCUGAAGUUUGUAUUUCGUCAGUUUUUGUGUUUGUUUUCAGAUCAAAUGAAAUCUGCAAAAUUGUCACCUCUCACAUUAAAGAUACUCCGCUGAAAUAAUCAUCACACUUUUUCUGCAUAUUUCUCUUUAUUUAUUUGUUUAUGUUUUUGCAAACAAUCUGAUGACGUUACAUGAAUACAUGGUGAUCUAUUGUGUCGGUAUUUUGAUUACAAGAACACAAGUUAAAUAAAAUAGAGAACAGAAAAUACUCACAUGAAACUUAAAGGGUAACUACGGUAUUGUUCAGCCUGGACCCUACUUCCCCAUGUUUUCAGUGUCCAAGUGACUAAUGGAGGCAAUAAUAUCAAAGGCAUAAUCUACUGGCCUUUGACAGCUUUGUGUGCCUUGCUGAUGCUUGUCUAGUGUACAAAGUGAUUAAUGAUCUGGCUGUUCCUCCAUUAAAAGAGUUAAUAAAACUACACUUGGACAAUGGGAGGACAUCUAGGGGUUUUAUCUCAAUGUUGUAGUUGUAUUGUUGUUGCUGUUAUUGCUGCGAUGACUUGGUGUUGUGUUGUCUUGCUAUUGUAAUUGAUGAAGCCGCUGUGUCAUUUUAUUAUUGUUCUUUAUAUAAUAGUGCCUUUUAGCAGCAAAAAUUGUUAAUAUAAGCUGCAAGUAGCUUAUAGCUAACUUGCAGCUAAGUAUCUGUGCAUUGUCCCUGUUAAAUAAAUAAAAAAUAAAUAAUAAAUUAAAAUUGGUCUAACAGUGCUAGAGUGCUGCGGCUAGCAGCCACAAUACAGGCUGCAAUGUAAACACUUGGGGCAUGUUCACACUGUAUAUUUACGUCCACUAAAAGUGUUUGUUUUGUUUUUUUUGCCACUGACAGGCUCAGAUUGUUAUUGUAAGUGUCUGACAACAUUAUAAAAGGAUCCCUACAGAGAUGGACCCGUUUGUUAAAGAGUAAGAUCCUUUUUGUUUAACCAGAAACAUUCCUAAAAUCACCAUCACCAAAUCCACCAGACUCCA